Molecule: messenger RNA, 946 nt
Organism: Sorex araneus (European shrew)
Lineage: Eukaryota; Metazoa; Chordata; Mammalia; Eulipotyphla; Soricidae
Gene: CIDEB
Product: cell death inducing DFFA like effector b
Exons: 5
Coding region: 92-757 (221 amino acids)
Biological process (GO): regulation of apoptotic process; apoptotic process
Source: RefSeq, a predicted model, not a curated record
GCCUGAGAGCCCGGCUCUGUAGUAGAAAACAGCACCCGUACAGCGGAGAAACACCCAGCCCACCAGGACAGGCAGCCCCCUCACAGCCACCAUGGAGCUCCUGUCUUCCCUGAACCCCAGCAGCCUGCUCAGGUCCGUCUCAAACGUCAGCUCUGAGGUUGGCCGAAGGGUCUGGACCCCUGCACCCCCACCCCCGCGACCUUUUCGUGUCUGUGAUCACAAGCGGACCAUCAGGAAAGGGUUAACCGCAGCCACAUACCAGGAACUGCUGGAGAAGGCCCUGGAGACCCUCACGCUGCGCGGGGAGCCCACCCUGGUGCUGGAGGAGGACGGGACCACCGUGGAGAGUGAGGACUUCUUCCAGAUGCUGGAGGACGACACGUGCCUGAUGGUGCUGGAGCCCGGGCAGAGGUGGAGCCCUCUCAGGAGUGGGGUGCUGUCAUAUGGCCUAGGCCGGGAGAAGCCCAAGCACAGCAAGGACAUCGCCAGCAUCACAUUUGACGUGUACAAGCAAAACCCUCGAGACCUCUUCGGCAGCCUGAAUGUCAAAGCCACGUUCUACGGGCUCUACUCCAUGAGCUGUGACUUCCAGGGACUCGGCCCCAAGAAAGUCCUCAGGGAGCUGCUGCGCUGGCUGUCCACUCUGCUGCAGGGCAUGGGCAGCGUGCUGCUGGGCGUCUCCUCCACCCUGCGCCACGUGGUGGAGGGGGUGGAGCAGCUGCAGCGGCAGAACCAGAACCGGCUCUACCACCACUGAGAAGUGCCUCAGGCAUCAGCCCCGGGCGCACACCCGGGCACACUCUGGAAUGGGAGCAUGUCUGGGCCAGGGACCCUCGGACAUGGGAGACAAGGGGGUCAAGGCCCCCACGGACCUCGGACCCCAUAAGCAAGGGCUUCACCCUCAUCUUGCCCGGGUUGAAGAACGGAGUCCAGCUUCCCACUUACC